This is a messenger RNA of Setaria italica (foxtail millet), 1375 nucleotides long. RefSeq names its product putative UPF0496 protein 2. The record is from RefSeq and is a predicted model, not a curated record. The transcript is spliced from 2 exons. NCBI's taxonomy places the organism in Eukaryota, Viridiplantae, Streptophyta, Magnoliopsida, Poales, Poaceae. The coding region runs from base 110 to 1375 and encodes 421 amino acids.
UUAUUCUAGGUGAUUUGGUAACCGUACUGGCUGUGAGCUAUGUUGGAUUGAGAUCAGGUUAAACUGAUAGGAGUUUGUCCUGUUUGAGAGAGAGAGAGAGUACAUCAAAAUGAGAUCGUCACCACCAUCACCUUCAUCGUCGUCCACAUCCAUUUUUAGGAUCGAAGCUGGUGACGCCAUGGAGAGGAGCAACUCCACCCCUUCUUCCAGCACUCCGGCGAGGCUGCCGCCGGGCCGCAGCACGCUCGACGUCGACGAGGAGUACGACAGCGCCUUCAAGUCCAAGUCCUUCCUCGACCUCUGGUCGCACGCGCACCGCCACCUCAGCCACACCUUCUCCUCCUCCUUCAAGCAGUCAUCGUCCAAGUCCGGCGCCAAGGACUACUCGCGCCAUGGUGACGAGGAGGAUGUCGACACGGCGGCAGCCCUGGAGCAAUCCUGCUCGUACACCGUCCUUGACGACUUCGUGCUGGAGCCGAGCCCCGAGGUGCUCGCGAGGGGGCGGAGCGGUCGCCGGCGUCGGCGUCGGCGGCGCGGAGUGGAGACCCUGCUGAUCGAGUACUUCGACGUGACGCAGGAGGCCUGCGAGGCCUGCUCCGCGCUGCUCACCGCCAUCGGCGCGGCGCGGCGCCACCACCUCACGCUCCGGCGGCUGCUCGCGCGGCUGGAAGACGGUGGCGGCGGCAGAGACGGCGCCGCCGCGAGGGACGCGGUCGCGGAGCACGUCCGCCUCGACAACCCGCUCUCGGCGGGCCGCCUCUCCGGGUUCCACGAGGUGCACGGGCGGUGCGGCCCACUGGCGACGCGCCUGGCCGCGGCGCAGCGUCGGCUCCGGCGGCUCGCCCGGGCGAUGCGCGUGGCGCGGGGCACGGCGGCGGCGGCGCUCGUGGCGGCGUGCGCGGGCGCCAUCGUUGCCGCGGUGGUGUUCGCGGCGCACGCCGUGGUGGGCAUCGGCGCGGCGGCGGCGGCCGUCGGCGGCGCGAGCCCCGCCACGGCCGUGCGGUGGGCGGCGGAGCGGGUGAGCGAGCGGCGGUACGCUCGGGCGGGGGCGGCGGUGGACGCGGCGGCGCGCGGCGCGUACAUCGUGGGGAGGGACCUGGACACGGUGAGCCGCAUGGUGCGGCGCGCGCACGACGAGCUGGAGCACGGGCGCGACGUGGCGCGCAUCGCGGUGCGCGGGCGCGGCGAGCGGCCGCUGAUGCAGGAGGUGGCGAGGGAGGAGGCGGAGUGCGAGGAGGACCUGAGGGCGCAGCUGGAGGAGCUGGAGGAGCACGUCUGCCUCUGCCUCAUCACCAUCAACCGGAGCAGGAGGAUGGUGGCGCACCAGAUGACCGGAGGCUUGCCGCCGCUGGAGGCGACGCCGUCCCAGAACUAA